Aspergillus clavatus NRRL 1 is the source of this 1842-nucleotide messenger RNA. RefSeq names its product putative ATP-dependent Clp protease. Gene Ontology annotation, molecular function: ATP hydrolysis activity; ATP binding. The coding region runs from base 1 to 1842 and encodes 613 amino acids. The transcript has 2 exons. Gene Ontology annotation, biological process: protein catabolic process; proteolysis. Gene Ontology annotation, cellular component: mitochondrial matrix. The record is from RefSeq and is a predicted model, not a curated record. NCBI's taxonomy places the organism in Eukaryota, Fungi, Ascomycota, Eurotiomycetes, Eurotiales, Aspergillaceae.
AUGCUGCGACCACCUAUUCGCGCUCGUAGUUUAAACUGUGCUGCAAGGGCACAGCAUACCCACGCACUCCGAGCUACUACUAUCUGCCAAUCCUACCUUGGGCAUCGUGGCUUCUCCUCUUCCACACUUUAUCCUACUUCUUCACAGUUUAAUAGAUCAGAUUUCACAAAUCAACCAUGGACCGGGGUAUAUGAGCCGGGUUUGCCGACCGCUGGGCCCCUAGGCUCUACUCCAGCCUUUGGAGCUCCUCGGAUCACCCCCAAGACGUUAAAGCAAUACCUGGAUCAAUUUGUCGUCGGACAAGAUCGGGCGAAGAAAAUACUCAGUGUCGCUGUUUUCAAUCAUUAUCAGCGUGUGCAAGAACUUCAACGCAGAGACGAGGAGAAUGCGGAGUUACUAGCAAGACGGGCUCGGAGGGAAGCAAUCGAGCACCAUCCUGCGGAGGGUCAACAGCGCACCGCUCAUCCGCCACCCCACCCGAAGCCGAUAGCAUCUAUUCCAGAUGACUCGGCCCUCGGCGCUUCCUCUGCACUUCAUUUAGAAAAAUCCAAUAUUCUCUUACUAGGGCCUUCCGGUGUCGGCAAGACAUUAAUGGCUAAAACGCUUGCGAGAGUCCUCUCAGUACCGUUUAGCAUAUCGGACUGUACUCCCUUCACGCAAGCAGGGUAUAUCGGUGAAGAUGCUGAGGUAUGCGUUCACCGGCUGCUCGCUGCCGCCAACUACGAUGUUGAGCAAGCUGAGCGAGGAAUCAUCGUGCUUGACGAGGUGGACAAGAUUGCUGCCGCAAAAGUCAGUCAUGGGAAGGACGUCGGUGGUGAAGGGGUACAACAAGCACUCCUGAAGAUCAUUGAGGGCACAACAGUCCAAGUCCAAGCAAAGCAGGAGAAGGGCGCUCCUCGAACGAGUGGCGCCCCCAACUCAUAUCCAUCUAAUAACCCUCUCGGAAACGCAUCAUUUUCGCAAUCAAAUACGGGCAACAUUUCACAAAAGGGGGAAGUCUAUAACGUGCGCACGGAUAAUAUUCUAUUCAUCUGUUCAGGUGCAUUUGUGGGGUUGCACAAAGUCAUCAUGGAUCGGAUAUCGCGCGGGUCGAUGGGAUUCGGUCAACCCGUUCGCUCUCAGUCAAAUUCAACCUCUCACCGUCCCGGCGAUCCUUCUCAUCACACCAGCAACGAACCGGUUCCAAUCCUGUCGGGAUCCGAAGAGGAGGCUCUGUACAAAAAGUACCUCCCCUUCUUCACAGCAUCCUCGCCUACAUCGCCUGAUAGCGAACCAACCUACUUCAACGCCCUAGAUCUUCUCAACCCAACUGAUCUCCAAAGCUACGGCUUUAUUCCCGAACUAGUCGGGCGCAUACCGGUUACCGCUGCUCUCUCGACCCUAUCACAAUCUCUGCUUGUCCGUAUCCUUACCGAACCCCGCAACUCACUGCUAGCACAAUACAUAACCCUCUUCUCCCUCUCCGGCAUCGAGCUCCGCUUCACAUCCUCAGCCCUGCACAGAGUCGCAGCGAAUGCUUUCACAAUGGGGACGGGGGCCCGUGCCCUCCGCACAGAGAUGGAGACUAUCCUCAGCGACGCGAUGUUCGAGACGCCAGGGUCCAGCGUGAAGUUCGUGCUUGUUACUGAGGCGGUUGCUGCCCGCGAAGAGAAACCCAUCUACCUUGCCCGCGGGCAAGGUGGUCGAUUCCACUCCUUGAUCGCGGCGGAGGAAAGCAAGUGGGAGGAGAAAACUCGGCAAGAGAAGAGUGAGAAAGAAAGGAAAGCCAAGGCGCAAAGUCCGGUCAAUCAACAGAAUACUUCGAAUUUUCGGGAAUACCGUAAUCGAGCAGCUGGUUUCUGA